This is a messenger RNA of Tripterygium wilfordii, 3646 nucleotides long. Its product is annotated as sucrose synthase 7-like. The transcript is spliced from 14 exons. The record is from RefSeq and is a predicted model, not a curated record. The coding region runs from base 761 to 3532 and encodes 923 amino acids. NCBI's taxonomy places the organism in Eukaryota, Viridiplantae, Streptophyta, Magnoliopsida, Celastrales, Celastraceae. Gene Ontology annotation, molecular function: sucrose synthase activity. Gene Ontology annotation, biological process: sucrose metabolic process.
GAGGCAACUUAGAAUAAUAAACUCCUUUUUCUGGCUUUCUAUCAAGAUUACAUUAUGUAAGUUUGUCUUUUGAACAUCCGAUAUAGGUCUAAACUCGGGUCGUCAAGCCUAUGUGAAUAGAAAUUUUUCAUAUGAUUGACUAGACAAGUUAAGUGUGUGGUCACAAGGGUAUCGUUACUAAUGAGAAUUAAACUUAGGACCUCUCAAGGCUAUAUAGUUUGGCUCCCAAGUCUUAAGGCUUGACAAUCUAAAGAUUCACCAUGAGGCCAUCAUGAGUGGUUUUUAUGAUACUUUUCGUUACUACACAACUUAGCCAUUGCUCAAGGAGAACAUUGAAAGUGCAAAAUUUUGUGAACGCAAUGGGCAUUAAGGCCAAAAUUCAACAAAAAUUAAAAAAGUGGAGACAUAACAGCAUGUGACAAAUACAAGGGAUGAAGUAAAGCAUAUAUAAAAUAGUCAUCCAUCUUAGAAGAACAAAAGCAAAUCCUUAAGAAUUCUUUCCCUCCACCUCUAGAACAAAUCACAACAAAAGUAAAUCUGGUUUUGCUUGUACCAAUCAUGUAUUCCUUUCUUGCUCUCAAUUCUUCUUUCCCACAAAUGCCAAUAAAGAAUGUUCUCUCUUCCCCACACUAGCCCCCCUCAACCUUGGCCCCUAUAUAUAUGACCUUUUGACACAACUCACAAAAUAGUCUCACAAAGGUACUUUGUCAAUCCAAAAUCUUUUAGUUGUAAGAUCCAUCUUGUGUCCAAUUCAUCUGAAAUGGCUUCUCAACCAAUUCUCAAACGAUCAGACACGAUCACCGACAGCAUGCCCGAGGCAUUGAGGCAGAGCCGGUAUCAUAUGAAGAGAUGCUUUUCCAGUCUGGUUUCGGAGGGGAAAAGGCUGAUGAAACGCCAACAUAUAAUGGAAGAAGUUGAGAAAUCAAUCGAAGACAAGGCUGAAAGGAAGAAGGUCUUGGAGGGUUUACUUGGUUUCAUUCUAAGUUCUACACAGGAGGCAGCUGUAGUUCCCCCAAAUGUUGCAUUAGCUGUAAGAAUUGAUCCAGGCUAUUGGGAAUAUGUUAAAGUGGGGGCUGAAGAUCUAUCAGUGGAUGGUAUUUCAGCUUCAGAGUACUUGAAGUUCAAAGAAACGAUCUUCGAUGAGAACUGGGCCAAGGAUGAAAAUGCACUUGAAAUCGAUAUGGGGGCAUUGGAAUUCACGACGCCUAGUCUGACACUUCCUUCUUCUAUUGGAAAUGGACUUAACUACAUCUCAAAGUUCAUGUCCUCAAAACUUAUUAGUCGGAACUCCGAGGGAGCAAACUCUCUCCACCAGUACUUACUAGCCCUUAAUCAUCAUGGAGAGGAUCUCAUGAUCAAUAAGAGUCUAGAUUCUGUAACAAAGCUUCAAGGAGCACUGAUUGCAGUUGAAUUGUUCCUUUCCAACUUACCUAAAGGAACACCUUAUCAGAAUUUUCAGCAGAAUAUAAAAGACUGUGGCUUUGAGAAGGGAUGGGGUGACACUGCAGAAAGAGUUAGAGAAACAAUGAGGAUACUUUCUGAGGUUCUCCAAGCACCAGACCCCAUGAAACUGGAGUUGCUCUUCAGUAGGCUUCCCAACAUUUUCAACAUUGUGGUCUUCUCUCCGCACGGGUACUUUGGGCAGGCUGAUGUCCUUGGAUUGCCUGAUACCGGUGGCCAGGUGGUGUACAUUCUUGAUCAAGUGAAAGCUUUAGAGGAAGAACUGCUCCUCAGAAUAAAUCAGCAAGGCCUUAAUGUGAAGCCUCAGAUUAUUGUGAUAACAAGGUUGAUACCAGAUGCUCCUAAAGGGACAACCUGCAACAAAGAGUUGGAGCCUAUUUUCAACACUAAGCAUUCUCAUAUUCUGAGAGUGCCCUUCAUGACAGAAAAAGGAGUUCUCCGUCAAUGGGUUUCCAGAUUCGAUGUCUAUCCUUACCUUGAAAGAUUUGCAGAGGAUGUUGCUGCUAAGGUUUUUGAACACAUGGAAUGUAAACCAGACCUCAUAAUCGGAAACUACAGCGAUGGAAACUUGGCGGCAACUCUACUGGCUAACAAACUUGGAGUGCCUCUGGGAACGAUCGCUCACGCCUUAGAGAAAACUAAAUACGAAGAUUCGGAUGCCAAAUGGAAGGAGCUAGAACCCAAGUAUCACUUUUCCUGUCAAUUCACUGCUGAUCUUAUUGCAAUGAAUGCAGCUGAUUUCAUAAUAACCAGUACAUACCAGGAAAUUGCAGGAAGCAAGGAUAGGCCAGGACAGUAUGAAAGUCACACAGCAUUUACAAUGCCAGGGCUCUGCCGGGUUGUUUCAGGGAUCAACGUAUUUGAUCCAAAGUUCAAUAUUGCUUCACCAGGAGCAGACCAAUCAUUCUACUUCCCCAAUUCGGAGAAGCAGCGACGAUUAACCUCAUUUCAUCCUGCCAUUGAAGAACUGCUCUACAAUAAGGAGGACAACAGUGAACACAUUGGAUAUCUGGCAGACAGGAAGAAACCGAUUAUAUUUUCAAUGGCAAGACUCGAUAUUGUGAAGAACAUUACAGGACUAACAGAGUGGUUUGGGAAGAACAAAAGGCUACGAAAUGCGGUAAAUCUUGUUGUUGUAGCAGGAUUCUUCGAUCCAUCCAAAUCGCACGACAGAGAAGAGACUGCGGAGGUGAAAAAAAUGCACAGUUUGAUAGAGAAGUACAAACUUCAAGGCCAGUUCCGAUGGAUAGCAGCUCAAACAGACAGGCGUCGGAACGGUGAGCUGUAUCGCUGCAUUGCUGAUACUAAGGGAGCUUUUGUGCAGCCUGCAUUGUAUGAAGCUUUUGGUCUCACAGUCAUUGAAGCAAUGAACUGUGGAUUACCCACAUUUGCAACCAAUCAAGGCGGCCCUGCAGAGAUAAUUGUUGAUGGUGUCUCAGGCUUCCAUGUUGAUCCCAACAAUGGAGAUGAAGCAGGUAACAAGAUUGCAGAUUUCUUCGAGAAAUGCAAGGCAGAUCAUGGUUACUGGGACAAGAUCUCAGCAGCUGGUCUCCAGCGCAUAUACGAAUGCUAUACAUGGAAGAUUUACGCAAACAAAGUGUUGAACAUGGGUUCCACUUAUGGAUUCUGGAGGAAGUUGAACAAGGCAGAAAAGCUAGCUAAGCAAAGUUACAUUCAGAUGUUUUACAAUCUCCAAUUCCGUAAACUGGUGAAGAGUGUUCCGAUUAUCAGUGAUGAAGCUCAACCUCCUACAGCUUCAUCACCUGUAACAUCUCAGCCCCCGAAAACUGCACCACCAGUUGUAACUAAACCCCAAAAACCAGCUGCCCCAGCUAAGGAACCUGUGCAAGAAAUCAUGCCACCAGCAAUAACACAACCUCAGCCAACACCAAGACAUGUUAGCAGGGAUGAACAUUCAGCGAGGACGCAGCCUGGAACGACACAGCGCUGGCUAACGCUUCGUCGCUGGAGGUGGGGGUUCCUGAUGAUUGUUCUUCCCCUGGCCAUUCACUACAUCUUGCUCAAGUUCAAGAGCCUGUUUUCAAAUCACCAGAAUGGUGAAAAUGCUUAGAUGGAAGUUGCAAAGAAUAUAUAUAUAUAUAUCCUCCCACAUGUAAUGGUUUCUACUGUAUGAUAUGAAAUGGAAGUAAAAGGGAAAGAAUAAAGAUCAAAUAAUUAAACUGAA